Molecule: messenger RNA, 726 nt
Organism: Coccomyxa subellipsoidea C-169
Lineage: Eukaryota; Viridiplantae; Chlorophyta; Trebouxiophyceae; Coccomyxaceae
Product: short-chain dehydrogenase/reductase superfamily protein
Exons: 7
Coding region: 1-726 (241 amino acids)
Molecular function (GO): oxidoreductase activity, acting on the CH-OH group of donors, NAD or NADP as acceptor
Source: RefSeq, a predicted model, not a curated record
AUGGCAGCAGAGGAGGGGAGGCUCGCUGUGGUCGUGGGGGCGAACCGAGGCAUCGGCCUGGAGAUUUCCAGGGAGCUCCAGCAGCGGGGCUUCCAGGUGGUUGCAGCAUGUCGCAAGUCCAGCAGCGAGCUUUCAGCGCUGCCCUCUGUCACUGUGGUAGAAGGAGUGGAUAUUGCUUCCCAGGCUGGGUGUCAGACUCUAGUAAGUGCGUUGCAUGGCCGCAAGGUGGCUUUACUAUUGGUGGUUGCGGGGUACCAACACUAUGAGAAACUUGGGGACUUAAUUGCAGACGGCCUGCGUAUCCAUUUUGAGAUCAACGCCAUCGGGCCCAUUUUGAUGGCCCAAGCGCUGCGCCAAAACUUGGAAGCUGGCUCAAAGGUUGUUUUCCUGGCUAGCAAGAUGGGGUCAAUUGGGGAUGGUCGCACUGGAGGCGGCCUGUACGGGUACCGGAUGAGCAAGGCAGCGCUCAAUUGCGGCGGUGCCACGAUGGCCAGGGACCUGAAAGGGGACAACAUCGCCGUGGGCCUCAUACACCCUGGAGCGGUGGACACAGACAUGUGCCGGUCAGUGCGCGCAGCCAUGGGCGUGCCGGAGAAGGACCGCAGCAAGGGGCUGCUUAAGGCGGAUGACAGCGCCCAGAGAUUGCUGAAACUUGUGGAUGGUCUGGAUAUGACCAACACUGGCACGUUCUGGGCUGCAGACACCGGCGAAGUGCUGGCCUGGUAG